GUACCGAGGCGCGUCAGUAGCGUCCGCAUAGAGAGGGUGAGGUACACACAACGGGGCCGGCAUCCCAACGGGGUGAUCCGGUGGCGGAAAAGCAGAAUCCGCGAGGCGUGCCACGCGGAUCGUGGAUCGAUUUUUCGUGGCCGCUUCCGCUUCCGCGUUGCUAAGCUGCUCGGGUGGUACCAUGCAGCAGUGCCCGGUGCGGUGGGAGCACUAAGGGGCAAGUACCGGCACCUCGACCAGGCCUCGGCGCCGUACACACACACCCACACACACAUGCAAGGACAUACGCCCGAUGGAGCUGCAACCCGCUCGGCGUGACAGCAUUCCGGAGGAACCGUACACUACGCGCGCCUGGUGACAGGCGAUUCGCACGGCGCACAAUGGACACGACGGUGCUGAUCUCCUGGCUGGCGCUGGCCGGUACACUGCUGAUCGUGGCGCUGCUGCUAUGCCGGCUGAUACAACCGUACGACAUCGCCUGGUUUCUGUCGAACCGCGAGGACAAGAGCAACUUGUCGAAGAUGCGGCUGUACAACGCGAAUGGCUACCUGAUGCGCUCCGGCUCGGAGAUACUGCUCGGUUCGACCGGCAGCUUCCGGCGCUUCGAUUCGGUCGACCGCGACUACCGGCCCCAGUACGGUCCGGUGCCGAGCGCCACGGCCGUACCGCCGUGGCACCGCUCGACCGACGACCCGGACAUUCCGCCGCAACCGCUGCGUCCGGCCCCCUCGCCCCGGGAGGCUAAGAUGAGCCGUGACAAGCCAAUCCACCGCCAAACGUCCGAACCGGACUCUAGCGCGCGCUCGAUCAUCAUCUCGCCCAUUCCGCGACCGGUACCGCGGAAGCAACACUCGGCGCCGCUUUCGUUUCCGCUACCCCUGCUCGGCUCGCCUCGUGAAAAACGGACCACGCACGGCCCGGUGGUGCCCUCUCCUCCCGUGCACGCGCCCUGCACGAACCCGUUCCUCGGUGGUGCGCCCUUCACGGAAGAGUGCGGUGAAGGGCUCGGCCCGAACGCAACCACCCGGACGCCUACUAAACCGGUACCAGGCAGCGUCCUGCGGGCGGUCACGAUUGCGCCCCCGGCGCAGCUGUUCGCGCCUAGCGCGGCCACACCUGCUAGCCCACAGCGCACCGCGGCUCACCCCGUACUCCGUGCGCCGCUCCACUCUGCCAACAAUCCGUUCGUUGACGCCUCGUCCACACCCACACUGCUCAAGCAAUCAAUCGGCAAUCAAACGAACCAAUAUCGCCAUCAGCAGCAGCAACAACAACAAGCUUGCGUUUUCAGCUUCGAACCGGCGACGGUACAGUCGCUGUACACCGAGGACGACCCACUUCGGCGGGCGGAGAAACGGCUCAGCACGAUGGAGAAUCUGCGCCGGAUGUCGCGCCUCAUCGAGAGCAAUCAGCUGCUGCUGAACAUCUACCAGCAGUUUAACCGCACGGUGUCGGAACCGCAUCCGGAGCCACCACCGUCGGUGGGCACCCCCGCUCCGCCAACACCACCACCGCCCCAAGCUGCUCCUCCAGCGGUGCCUGGUGGCGGUGAGCCGGCAAGCAACGCGGAUCGUUCGCGACCAUCCGUGAGCUUGGCGAACGAGCGACCACCACCGGGCCCGGCUGCCGGUGAACCCGUCCCGCCCGGUUUGGCCAGGUACCGUGAUUCACCGCGCACCGACGCCGUCGACAGUCUGCGGGUACCGUCGGUGUCACGCAGCAUCAAGCACAUCCUGCGCAACCGGUCGUUCUCGGAGACGGAGUUCAGCGAGCGGGCCCUAGCGAAGACACUCGCGAUGCUGUCGGAGCUCGAGCCACCACCGUCACCACCGGCCGCCUCCAUGAUGAAGCACUCGUCGUACCGGGACUUGAGUCGGUAUGUGCCGGGUGUCGGCACUAGCGGGAGCAGCGGUCGGGUGGAGCCCUCCCACGGCCAGCGGGCGGCCAGCGAGACGCUACACAAGACGGUUUCCGAAUCGUUUCUCGAGCAGUACUCACUGCUAGGGCGCUGCGACGGAGUGCCACCAGUCCGACCGGGAGAGCCAGGCAGCGAGCCGGCAGGGGAUGUCGGCGGUGUCGCGUGCGAACGAUUCCGCACCACGACCACGGUCCUCCCGUCGUCGUCCUGCGAAUCGGUUGCGUCGCAGUCGUCGGUCGUGUUCGCGGACCUUACGCCGAGUAGCCUACACCGGGGCUACCUGUGCGUGGCACUGCAGCCUGACAGAUCCGGCACAUCCGGCGGUACGGAGCUGGCCGUCACGGUGCAGGAGGCGAAGGAUCUGGUCCGACCGGCCGGGCCGUCCGACGCGGGCGAGAUGGAAACGUUCGUUAGAGUUUUCAUGUCAACCGACAAAGCGAAUGCGGUACAGACCAAGAUUUGUGCAGGCUCCAGUCGGCCGAGCUACGGCGAAACUUUCCGCUUCCGGAUCCCGGCCAACGGUGGCACCGGACGGCGGCAAACACUUUGCUUUCAGGUGUACCAAAACGAUGCCCAGUCGCCGACACUAGUAGGUGAGGCGGAAGCGCAGAUCAACGACACCAGCCAGCAGUGGCCCACGACAACGUGGCUUCAGUUGCGCGACUGCAGCUACCAGAAGGGCUCGCAUCUAGGCGAGCUGAUGUUUUCGCUCAGCUACCUCCCGACGGCGGAACGGCUGACCGUGGUGGUGGUGAAGGCACGCAAUAUCGCCCUAAAGUCGCGCAUCGUCGACAAUGGGCGACGGGGAAUCGUCCACUGUAACGAGCCGGCAGCACUGGAUGGUCCAUCGGCUGCGACCGACAUCGCCGGUCCCGAUCCCGAGUGCGGGGGAAACAUUUUCGUCAAGGUGUAUCUCCUGCAGAACGACCAGAAGGUGUCGAAGAAGAAAACGUCAGCCAAGCGGGCCGAACAGUUUCCGAUCUACAAUGAAGCCAUCAUCUUCAGCGUGCCGCCAUACCUCUUGAACGCGGUCCAGAUACGGCUGUCGGUGGUGCAGAUGGUGGCCCGAGCGGAAUCGUCGGCGUUCCCCGGAGACUGCGUCGACCGGGCGGGAUACCGGAGAAAGCCGAGCGUGAAGCUCGUGUCGCUCGGGCACGUCAUCAUCGGGAGCGGGACGACCGGCAAGGCCUUGCGGCACUGGCAUCAGAUGCUUACGGCGCUUCGCAAACCCGUGGCGAUGUGGCACGGACUGCGCAGCACUUCGGAACGCAAACAAUCCAGAUCCGGAGCCGGCGGCACGGAUCACAAACACGACCAACUUCCUGCGGAUGCUUGAACGAAUUGUGUCGCCAAUGUGUCGCUAAAAAUGUGUCGCACUGUAAAUCGUUCUAUUCGAUUGAGUAACAUUCUUAUAUCUAUAUGUGUAUAUUCUCAUACGUGUAUGUACUUUUGUUCUCCGCCAAACCGACACUAUUCGCUGCCGACGCCAGUCGCUCACUGGCAGGCACCUUCGCAUGUCUGCUCACAUAAAGUCCGAGCGGUAUCUCGGUUAGCGAGGGUUUUGGGGUUCCUCUCUGUUUGCUAAGAGUUAAAAUCAUCUCUGCAUCGAGGAAUCGCCGGAACAUGUACUCUUCGUGUGUCCCGAGGUUCGACAACGCCCGAAAAAACAUGCGGAUAAGGAAUGGAAUGUAGUUCACUUUGCCUAGGGCAGUCGACUAACAGCGAUCACUGGAUCGUGAAUCCACCAAUUGGCGGGAAAGAGCCAAGUGCUUGGGCACUCUUUUCUAAACCUACGCCUAGCCAAGAGGGAUCGUCGUAUACCUAUGCAUACCAUGAAAGACGGCCACCGAAGUGUUUUUUUUCUCAGUA
Anopheles bellator is the source of this 3787-nucleotide messenger RNA. RefSeq lists its product as uncharacterized. The coding region runs from base 381 to 3254 and encodes 957 amino acids. Gene Ontology annotation, biological process: calcium-ion regulated exocytosis; regulation of dopamine secretion; cellular response to calcium ion. Gene Ontology annotation, molecular function: SNARE binding; calcium ion binding; calcium-dependent phospholipid binding. The transcript has 8 exons. Lineage: Eukaryota; Metazoa; Arthropoda; Insecta; Diptera; Culicidae. The record is from RefSeq and is a predicted model, not a curated record.